AUGAUUGAGCUUCACGAAAUUCCUCCUGCUAGGCACUUCUCACCUAGGAAAUCACCCAUUCUAGGCAAGAAAUACGGUUUGGAAGGCCACGAAGCGGAUGAAAAUGAUUUUGAUGCUUUGAAAUGGGCCGCGAUUAUGACUGGACAGUCAACGGACUAUUUGGGAACAAAGGAGAGAAUCCAAGAAGGAGGUAAAUUCAAGGGUAAUGAAUACCCAACGAUCACUCAUUCUCAUCGCACGCUCUCACACGCCGUUGAGUCAGUGGAGCUUGAGCAGCAGCAGUGUUUUACCUCUGAACCUCCUACAGCCACGUUUGAAGAAGCAUUGGAAGACUUUUUAGCAGCCUAUGAAAUUAAACCCGAUUGGAUAGAGAAUUUACUAUUUAUCUCACGUAUAUAUCUUGCAAAAGGUGACAAAGUGAAUGCGAAGAAAUUCCUUAGUAAAUUACUCGCUGUAACACCUAACGAUGAGUCUGAACGCGAAAUGCAACAUGAAGCCAAAAAAUUGCUGUCAAAAUGCUAA
This is a messenger RNA of Ostertagia ostertagi, 522 nucleotides long. Lineage: Eukaryota; Metazoa; Nematoda; Chromadorea; Rhabditida; Trichostrongylidae. The record is from the annotation of a GenBank genome assembly.